Molecule: messenger RNA, 2272 nt
Organism: Eruca vesicaria subsp. sativa (arugula)
Lineage: Eukaryota; Viridiplantae; Streptophyta; Magnoliopsida; Brassicales; Brassicaceae
Source: the annotation of a GenBank genome assembly
GCAGCUGUUGUUUGGUCUUAAAAUCAGACUCUCUUGAAUUCACUCUUAUAUUACUUUCGCUUCUCGCGACUUCUAGAGUUAGCGUUUGUUUAAUUCACGAGUUAUCCUUUUAUUCCUGCAAUUCGAGAAGUGAUCAUCAUCGCAGGUUAGGUUGGGAUAUUUUUAAGAAGAUACAAUAAUGGCUGGAGUACUAGCUGGGGAAUGCUCGUACGGUGAGAGUGGAGUUUCAUCUCACUCAAGGAAUUCUCAUGAAAAGCAAGACGAGGUUUCCCGCUGGUACUUUGGAAGGAAAGAAAUAGAAGAAAAUUCACCCUCGAGGUUGGAUGGUAUUGACUUAAAGAAGGAAACUUACCUCCGCAAAUCCUACUGUACAUUUCUCCAGGACUUGGGAAUGAGAUUGAAAGUACAAUUGCAACUGUAUGUAUGUUCCUUGCUGGAAAAGUCGAGGAAACUCCACGGCCCUUGAAUAACGUUAUAUAUGUAUCCUAUGAGAUAAUAAACAAGAAGGAUCCUGGUGCUGCCCAGAAAAUCAAGCAAAAGGAAGUAUAUGAGGAACAAAAAGAACUUAUAUUAAACGGAGAAAAGAUAGUACUUUCUACACUAGGUUUCGACCUCAAUGUUCUUCAUCCGUAUAAACCCCUUGUAGAAGCAAUAAAGAAAUUUAAGGUUGCUCAGAAUGCUCUCGCUCAAGUUGCGUGGAAUUUUGUCAACGAUGGUCUGCGGACAUCACUCUGCCUGCAGUUUCAGCCUCAUCACAUUGCGGCUGGUGCAAUCUUUCUUGCGGCCAAGUUCCUUAAAGUCAAGUUACCAUCAGAUGGAGAGAAGGUUUGGUGGCAAGAGUUUGAUGUUACCCCUCGACAACUGGAGGAUGUUAGCAACCAAAUGCUUGAGCUUUAUGAGCAAAACCGUGUCCCUGCUUCUCAAGGAAGCGAAGUAGAAAGUAGUGUAGGUGGAGGGUCAGCUCAUCGUCCCGCAGGGUCUAGAAAUGCUGUCUCAACCGAUGAGCAUGUUGGUUUUAGGCAAGCAUCAGCACGAUCAAGCCAUGAACAUUCAAACUCUGAUAAUCAUGGGCGUUCAUCAAAAGGCGGUUACAAUGAUAAUGGGGAUGCUGAGGCAGCUAAUGCCAGUGCCAAUCACAAAGUGGAGGUAAAGAGAGAAAGAAAAGAAAGCCCGCAUCAGGAAAACCAUCCAGCUACUGAGGACAAUGUCAGAGAAGCCCCCCAUAACUCUAGACCGUUAGCUGAGGGAACUGGGAAGGAUAAUUCAGAAAGAGAGAGUGGAGAGCUUCCAGAUGAUGGCGCUGUUCAUAAAUCUAGGAAUGUUGAAACAGGUGUUGUCCCAAUCGGCCAAUCUCCAAAAGACUUGAAAUUACUCAGAGAUAAGGUGAAGGCUAAACGAGAGAAGGCUAAGAAGUUGCUAGGUGAAAGAAUGUUGAAAAAGGAUUUGGUGGAUGAAGAUGAUUUCAUUGAAAGAGAGUUGGAAGAUGUGGAAGUAGCUGUUGAGGAUAAAAAGGACAAGCAAAGGCGAAAGGCCGAGAACUCUGAUCUCAUGGGUACAGAACAUGGGGGAAUGAAAAAUGCAGAAGAAGGUGAAAUGGUAAACGAUGUGUCUCAGAUGAUGCAUAGCAGAAAGAGAAAAAUGGGAAGCCCUCCUGAGAAGCAGUCAGAAGGAAAGAGACGCCAUAGUAGCGAGAACGGUGAAGAAAGCCCCAAGUCGAGCAGAGGUGGUAGUAGUAGUCAUCAUGGUGAUAGAGAGCACAGAAGACACUCACAAGAGAGGUAAUGAAUUAUUAAAACUGCUACUCUUUCAUUUUAUGGUCUUUCUAAGACCUCUGGCACUUCGAGUUCGAUGAUGCCUAACCAUGCCUACAUGGGGUAGGUUCAGUCCUUGGAACCAUGCUCGCUGUAUUUUAUGUUUGAUUAUAUAUCUAUUUGUGCCAUUUUGCACAAUCCCAACGGCUUGAAUGAGGACUCAUCAUCCUAAAAGGAUGUUGAGAAGCUAAUAAGGUGUUCCUUCUAAUAAGAUUAUGGCAUUAUCCUCUGCUUUUUAUUUUUCUGUCCAACGGUUUGAUUCUGCUAGGCAACUUCAUACUUUCAUUUGCUUCCAUUUGGUUUAUAUAUAUAGCUCAUUCGGGAAACUUGUCAUAGGGAAGAUUGUGUCAAGUCCACAAUCACUUUUGUUCACUUCUUUAUACUCUUACAUUGCUCAAAUAAGUUUUCUUUUGAUAAGAUUCUCCAAAAUAUUUGUUAUUACAAUGACAUUUCAUUUCCCC